UUCUUUGAGUGGUCUCAGUAGUGAAGCACAGUCGAGUUUCAGCUUAGAAGGAAGGGCUCGUGAAGCUUUUGUUGCGAAGAGAGAUCUAUCUACCCAGAGAGCGAGGUUGCUUGAAAGAUGUCGAAGGAAGUGAGUGAAGAAGGAGGAGCCCAUGGGAAGGACUACGCAGACCCACCUCCAGCCCCUCUUAUCGACAUGGGGGAGAUCAAGCUCUGGUCCUUCUACAGAGCCGUAAUCGCUGAGUUCAUCGCUACUCUUCUCUUUCUCUACAUCACGGUAGCUACCGUUAUUGGUUACAAGAAGUCUGGGCAGUGCGAUGGCGUUGGUCUUUUGGGUGUUGCUUGGUCUUUUGGUGGCAUGAUCUUCAUCCUUGUCUACUGCACCGCUGGAAUCUCUGGUGGUCACAUAAACCCAGCUGUGACGUUUGGUCUGUUCUUGGCACGGAAGGUUUCGCUGAUCAGAGCUGUGGCCUACAUGGUGGCUCAGUGUUUGGGUGCUAUUUGCGGAGUUGGGCUGGUGAAGGCGUUCAUGAAGCACGAUUACAACAUGUUUGGGGGUGGUGCCAACUCAGUUGCAUCUGGGUACACAAAGGGUACUGCUGUCGGAGCUGAGAUCAUCGGAACCUUCGUUCUUGUCUACACCGUCUUCUCCGCCACCGAUCCCAAGAGAAGCGCACGCGACUCGCAUGUCCCUGUGUUGGCUCCCUUGCCUAUUGGGUUCGCAGUUUUCAUGGUGCACUUGGCCACCAUCCCAAUCACAGGAACAGGCAUCAACCCAGCUCGGAGCUUUGGAGCUGCAGUGAUCUACAACAAAGACAAAAUCUGGGAUGAACACUGGAUCUUCUGGGUUGGACCAUUUGUGGGAGCACUAGCUGCAGCAGCGUACCACCAGUACAUACUAAGAGCGGCAGCCAUUAAAGCUUUGGGAUCGUUCAGGAGUAACCCUAGCAACUAAAAGAAGAAACCCAUCUUCCAUAAUACCCACCCACUUACCUAACUCCCAUCAGUGGGUUUUUUUUUUUUUUUUUUUUUUUUUUUUUUCAAAUUUGUCUUGUAUUUGGUCUGUGUGAGUGUGUGUAAGAGAGGAUGAGUUCUUCAUUUUUUUUUAAUCUGUAAUUUAUGUUUAUCUUUGCUUGUUGGGGGUGGUGGGUGAGAAAAAGGAUACUAUCUGUGUGAAAAAGCUGUAUUAUUAUUAUUUAUUAGUAAUGGUGAGGCAUCGUUUUCAUUUAUCUGUU
Molecule: messenger RNA, 1234 nt
Organism: Telopea speciosissima
Lineage: Eukaryota; Viridiplantae; Streptophyta; Magnoliopsida; Proteales; Proteaceae
Product: aquaporin PIP2-7
Exons: 4
Coding region: 118-954 (278 amino acids)
Biological process (GO): transmembrane transport
Cellular component (GO): plasma membrane
Molecular function (GO): water channel activity
Source: RefSeq, a predicted model, not a curated record